Ambispora gerdemannii is the source of this 177-nucleotide messenger RNA. The record is from the annotation of a GenBank genome assembly. Lineage: Eukaryota; Fungi; Glomeromycota; Glomeromycetes; Archaeosporales; Ambisporaceae.
AUGACUACCUUUAAAAAACUUGUUGGGAUUGUUUUGAUCAUGGCAAUCGGUCUCUUCGUUUCAUUUGACGCAAUACCCGCAUCUUACAGCGGCGGUGUUGGUAAUAGUGGAAUGUUGCAACUCGCCAUAUUCUUGUCACCGUUAAUUAGCGACAGCGACGGUAGUGGUAGUGGAUAA